Molecule: messenger RNA, 4848 nt
Organism: Rotaria sordida
Lineage: Eukaryota; Metazoa; Rotifera; Eurotatoria; Philodinida; Philodinidae
Source: the annotation of a GenBank genome assembly
AUGGUAAAAGAAAUAAAAAAUAAUCGCGAACUUUUUCCAAAACCACCAUCAUUACUUAUUGUUGCUCAUUGUUCAACAAUACGUCGUAAAACGACAGGUAUCGAUGCAAAUGAAUUAUCAGCUAUACUCAAUGAUUGUGUAUAUGAAGCAUAUUCAAAUAAAUUCCCGUUAAAAUCAUAUUUGAAUUCUUUAAAUGAAAUAGUUAAAACAUUGAAUUCACAUUUUCCAUCAGCAUUACUUGAAACAAGUUCACAUUAUUUUUUUACUCUCGUUCGUAACACAAUACGACUACUUUUACGUGAAUUAUAUACAUCAUAUGAAUUAAAUAAUGAAGAAAUUUAUAUUUUACGUAAUUGCACUGUAUUAAUUCAUCAGGUAGUUAAGAAAAUAGAUGAUGUAUCAAAAAUUUUACAUUGGAUUACUGAUGAAUCAUUUCUUGAUGCUUUAGCAAAUUGUCUAAUUCAUAUAAAUAAAAUUUCAAAAGCAACUGAAAAUCAACAUAUAAUGAAACAAAUAACACGUUUAUUAAAUAUAUUGUGUAAUAUUCAACAACGUUUACCGAUAAAUUUACAUCAGCAAUCAUUUGUACAAUUACUUCAACCAAUUAUAAAUUGUUUAACAUCAUCAAAUUAUAUUAAAUUAUUUAGCAAUUUAAAAGCAAAUGCAAUUUCACUUACAGAAAGCCAAAAACUAUUUCUUAUUAAGUGUCCGUAUUUUCUUACUACUUAUAAUGGACCUGAGAUUGAGAGAGCAAUUGAACAUGUUUUAGAAAUAAUGUUACCACGUUAUGUAUCAAUACUUGAUAAACAUAUGAAAACAAUUAAAGAAUGGCAGGAACCAAUAAUGCAUGCUAUACAUAAUCUUAUUAUGACUAUUGUUUAUGCUGAGGGCUAUUUUUCAUCCUGUAUAAAUAAUAAAUCAUUUCAAUUACUUAUUAAUCAUCUUUUAAAUCUUCUUAAUGAAACUAGUUUAAUUAAUAAAAUACAUCCAAAAGAAAACAAUAUAGAAACAUUAUUGAUUGAUGCAACACUGGUCGUCUUUAGUAUACAACUUUAUGAACCUAAUGCAUUGGAUUAUAUCAAACAACUUAAACCGAUAGCAGUUUUUCGACAAUUAACAACAACAUCGCGUGAAGCUAUUGUUUUAAAUGCUUAUAUGAUGCUUGUACACGUAAUGGAUGAAAAUGACAUUGAAACAAUGGUGGACAAUUUGUCUAAUUUACUUUCUACAACUCUCUAUUUAUUAGGAAAAGCAAUUGAAACUCGUCAUCAUACAAAUAUACAUGAAAAGGUUAAUCAAGAAACUGUCGAUCGAAAUAUAAUACAACUUCUUGAAACAUUGAGGGGUUUAGUACAAUAUGAACAAAUUAAAAAUGAUAUAUUAAAACAAAAAAUAGUAUCACAUUUAAUGUAUUAUUACGAAAAUUUACAUGGAUUAUCGAAACAAUUAUUACUUGAAUGUUUUUGGACAUUAUCAUUUAAUGAAAAAAUAGCUCAACAAUUACGUGAACAUUCACAAUUUAUUCUUUCAUUACAUAAUAUAUUACAAGUUGUUAGAGAUGAUCGUCAACAAAAUACAAUUCGUCAUUCAAAUAGUUAUUGUACUCGUCAAAAUGGUACCAUUAUAGCAUUAAUUGACAGACCAAAUGAUGGAAUACGAAAAGUAGCUGAUGGACUUCUUUGGAAACUUGUUAACGAAUCUGAAUUUCGAGAGAACAUCAUUGAAAAAAUGAAAAUGCGAAAAGAAACAAGAAUCGCAACUAAUAAUCAAAACUAUAAAUAUGAUAUAAUGAUUUCAUAUUGUGAUGCUGACAAAGAUAUUGCUCAGAAAAUUCAAAGAUUUCUCACUAAUGAAGGUUAUAAUAUUUGGUUUGACAGUACCUGCAAUCACAGAUAUGAUAUGAAAGUCAUCGCAGACGCAAUAGAAAAUUCUCAAUUUGUUAUCAUCUGCAUCUCGGAUUUGUAUAAGCGUGAUAAUAAUUGUCAAGCUGAAGUUGAAUAUGCGUUUAAUUCCAAACGAUUUCUUCUACCAUUGAUUGUACGUGCCGGCUACAAACCUUCUGGAUGGUUAGCUUCUAUGGCAAACAACAGCACCUAUAUCGAUUUUGCAGGAACUGAUUUCAAAACAGCAUCCACAAUGCUCGUAGAAGCAAUUAAACAACUACAGUGUCAAAAAGAGACACCAAUUGUUAGACCAACGGCAUCGACACGGAUCAACAUUGUGCACAAUCCAUCUAGUUCUUCGAAUGUUUCUGAUAAGCCUUAUGCACCUGUUCAGUCUUCGAUUGUAACUGGCUCUACUAGUUCCGUACCAUCUUAUUUUCCAUCCGUUAUCAAUGGUAAACAACAAAUGUCAUCACCUGCAAUCUCACGAAAUUCAAUUGCUAGCGUUGACUGUUCUACUAGGUCUGAUUUCAUUGAUAAACAACAGAAAAGAUCGGAGCAUGCUACUUCACAGUCAUCAAUGGAUAGUUCGAUCUCUACUAUCGGAUCUGCUGGUGUUGUUGAAACACAGCAAGCUCAAAUCCACACCGUUUUAAGGCCAUCAACAUCUGGUAUUACGCCUUCCACAACAUCUACUAUUGAUAUUCAACAACGGUCAACACAUGUGCAUCCUGUUUCAACAUCAAUAACAUCUGGAUCCAUGAUAUCUACUACAUCUGCCAUUAGAGGUCAGCAGCAACCAAAAACAUCAAUCGUCUCGUAUUCAAAAUUUCCGACAUCUGACGCUAACACUUCCACUACGUCUUCAGUUGUUAAUAAGCAAUACGAACAACAUCAAAUGUCAAUGGGUCCUGUUUCAAAAACGCCAACGUCUGGUUCCAUUGUUUCUACCGCAUCUGUGGUUACCGAUAAACACCACCACCAACAACACCGUCAACUACAACAACGAAUGCCAGUGAGUUCUAUUCUUCAAUCAGCAAUGGUUAGGUGCAUCUCUUCUGACCGUUCUGCCACUGUUGAAAAAUCGCAACAACAUGGACACAUCUAUCCUAUUUCGAGACCUCGAAUAACUACAUCUACCAUCCCUACUGGUAUAGAUCAACAAGAAAAGCGAACAACAAAACCGUCUCGUUCACGAUCAUCAACGCCUGGUAAUAGCUAUUCUACUGCAUCUGCUGUUGUUGAUAAGCAACAACUAUCUGAAAAAAGGUAUUCUGUCCCACUAGCGCUAAUCUCAACACCAAAUUCUUCUACUGUGACCAUCAACCUUGACCACAAGCAGCAGCAAACAACCACCCAUUCUGUUUUAAUACCGCCAAAACCUCUUACUGUCUCUUCGAAUGCAUCUCUUAAUGUUGAGAAAAUGCAACAACAAACGCAAAUACAUUCCAAACCACGAACAUCGACAGUUAACGCCAUAUCCUCUGCCGUGUGCUCGACUGUUAUUCAGCAACAACAGCAAGCAAAGAAAGCUAUCACAGGAUCAUUAACAAAUGGCACUACUCUUUCUAUUAUACCUAUCAUUAUCGAUAAAGAGCAACAGCAGCCAAUAGAAAUACCUCCAGUUUCACUAUCUACAACAUCUUAUUCCACAUCUUUUGACGAAACAAUCAAUGUCAAUAAACGAUCACAACAACAAACACAAGGGUAUCUAAUUUCACAACCCCAAACGACGACCUACACUGUACUUCCUACUACAUCUACAGUUGUCCCUCAACCGCAACAGCUAACAUCAACUCAUCUUGUUCCACGGUCGCCAAAAAAUAACACUGUCUCUUCUGCCUCAACUACCACUAUCGAUAAACUACAACAAAAAACACAACUUUGUCCUAUUUCACAAUCACAAACAUAUAACUCUGUCCAUUCUAGUAAAUCUGUUUUCCUUGAUCAAUACCCACAGCUAACACCAAUGCAUCUUGUUUCACAAUCGUUAACAAAUAACACUAUUUCUUCUGCUCCAAUUACCACGAUCGUUAAACCACAACAAGAAACACAAGUUCAUCCUGUUUCACAAUUAAGAAAAUCCGGCUCAUUUUCAUCUGCUGCAUCUGCUCUCCUUGAUCAAGAAUCACAGCUAAUACCAAUGCAAGUUCUUUCACCACCGUUAGCACAUAGCAUUGUUUCAUCUGCUUUACCCGUAGCCGUUGAUAAGAAGCAACAAUUACCAGCACGAAUACCUCUUGCUGCACAAUCUCAAGUACCUACUUCUACCACUCCUGAUGAACAUAGCAAUGCCAACAAACAGCCGCGGAAACCAAUAAUAGUGUAUUCUAUUUCGCCGCCACCAGCGACUACCCGUGCUACACUUCCUACCACAUCUAAUAUUGUCGCUCAACCGCAACAGCUAACGCAAACCCAUCUUGUUCCACAGUCGCCAAUAAAUAACACUGCUUUUUCUGUUUCAACUACCACUAUCGAUAAACUACAACAGAAAACACAAUUUUGUCCUAUUUCACAAUCACAAACAUGUGGUUCUGUCUAUUCUGGUACAUCUGUUCUCCUUGAUCAACACCCACAUCUAACAUCAAUGCAUCGUGUUCCACAAUCGUUAGCAAAAAAUACUAUUUCUACUGCUCCAAUUACCACAAUUGCUAAAUCACAACAGAAAACACAACUACCUCCUGCUUCACAAUUAAAAAAAUCCGAUUCAUUCUCGUCUGCUACAUCUGCUUUCCUUAAUCAACAACCACAGCGAACAUCAAUGCAUCCUGUUUCACAACCGUUGACAAACAACAUUCUUUCUUCUGCUUUACCUAUUGCCAUCGAUAGGCUGCAACAGAAAGCACAAUUGCGUCCCGUUGCACAAUCACAAAGAUCUGGCGCUGUCCCUUGUGCUACACCUGUCCUCCUUGAUCAACACCCACAGCUAAUACCAAUGCAUCUUGUUUCACAACCGUUAACAAAU